Messenger RNA from Ctenocephalides felis (cat flea), 1275 nucleotides. Its product is annotated as aminomethyltransferase, mitochondrial. The record is from RefSeq and is a predicted model, not a curated record. Gene Ontology annotation, biological process: glycine catabolic process. The transcript is spliced from 7 exons. Gene Ontology annotation, cellular component: mitochondrion. Gene Ontology annotation, molecular function: protein binding; aminomethyltransferase activity. Lineage: Eukaryota; Metazoa; Arthropoda; Insecta; Siphonaptera; Pulicidae. The coding region runs from base 31 to 1275 and encodes 414 amino acids.
UGAGGUCAUUUAAUUGAAUUAAUCGAUAAAAUGCCUGCUGUCGCUAUAAAAAUGUUACGCAACCCAUGUAUAUUCCACUUGCGAAAUUCCUUGGGUUUGAGAAAAUAUUCGAGCGGCAUCGACAAUGUUGAGAAAACAUCGUUAUACGAUUUUCACGUCAAACAUGGAGGAAAAAUGGUGCCAUUCGCUGGUUACCUGCUGCCUGUCCAGUAUGCCGCCGAUGGUAUUGUCGCCUCCCACCUGCAUACCAGAAAGCAUGCUUCUUUGUUUGAUGUUUCUCAUAUGUUGCAGACAAACAUAACAGGAGAAAACUGUACAAAAUUCUUCGAAUCUUUAUGCACUGCCGAUGUGGAAGGGUUGCCAAAUGGAUCUGGUACCUUGACUGUUUUUACCAAUGAAAAAGGUGGUAUACUCGAUGAUUUGAUUGUGACCAAAGUAAAUGAAAGCUGCCUAUAUGUCGUAUCAAACGCAGCUAUGAAACAUCAAGAUAUGGAUAUCAUGGUGAAAGGACAGAAAUCCUACGCCGGAGGAGAACAUAUCAAGGUACAAUUUAUGCAACCUACAGAAAGGGCCCUUUUAGCAUUGCAAGGGCCCGAGGCAGCAGCAGCUUUGCAGCCCCUGACAGAUCUGCCCCUGAAAGAUCUGUACUUUAUGACUAGUGCUACAGCUAAAGUUGCUGGUAUACCUGAUUGCAGAAUUACGAGAUGCGGUUACACAGGUGAAGAUGGUGUAGAAAUUUCAAUACCAGCUGAUAAAGCAAGUGAUGUUGCAGAAGCUUUACUCAAGUCGACAACGGGGCAUGUUAAAUUAGCUGGAUUGGGAGCCAGAGAUUCUCUAAGACUUGAAGCUGGGUUAUGUCUUUAUGGAAAUGACAUCGAUGCUACCACAACUCCAAUAGAAGCAGCUUUGGCAUGGCUUGUUGCAAAACCUCGAAGAACGAAGGCUGAUUUUCCCGGCGCUGAAGUCAUAUUGAAACAAUUGGCCGAUGGUACAACGAGACGGAGGGUUGGACUCAAGCCUGUGGCCGCUGGUCCUCCUGCACGCCACGGAACACCAGUUUUUAGCAGAGAUGGAUCCACCGAAUUAGGAGUCGUUACCAGUGGCUGCCCAAGUCCUUCGCUAGGAGGACAUGUUGCCAUGGGCUACGUACCUAAGAGCAUGAUGAAGGUUGGAACUGAAGUGUCGUUCAAAGUUCGAGAUAAGGUCGUUGCCGCGGAAGUAGCUAAAAUGCCUUUUGUAGCGGGAAAGUAUUAUACACCUCCUAAACAAAAAUAA